This is a messenger RNA of Hippoglossus stenolepis (Pacific halibut), 3842 nucleotides long. It is a transcript of the gene spi1b, whose product is annotated as Spi-1 proto-oncogene b. NCBI's taxonomy places the organism in Eukaryota, Metazoa, Chordata, Actinopteri, Pleuronectiformes, Pleuronectidae. The transcript is spliced from 5 exons. The coding region runs from base 350 to 1144 and encodes 264 amino acids. Gene Ontology annotation, molecular function: sequence-specific DNA binding; DNA-binding transcription factor activity, RNA polymerase II-specific. Gene Ontology annotation, cellular component: nucleus. Gene Ontology annotation, biological process: cell differentiation; regulation of transcription by RNA polymerase II. The record is from RefSeq and is a predicted model, not a curated record.
UCAGACAAAUCAUCAAUGCCCAGGAAGCUUCAGCAGACACACUCGAUUGCUCCCACCCACAUGCACACACACAUUUUACAGAAGUCAAAAGUUCCUUUUUCAUUUCACAGUUAAACAGCAGGCCUCGCUUAUUCCAUUUUAUCUGACACGGCUGAAGGCCUUCGACGGCAGUGAAGGUCGACGCUGUGUGCGAGCGUUACAAUAAGAGAGAGGGAGACAUUUUGGGGUUUUUCGUUGAGUGAGAGGAAAUUUUGAAACAUUGUGCAAUGGUGCCGCAAAAGUUUUGAAAGGUUGAGAGUGUUUUGCCAGCAAAGCGUCUUAGAGUCGGUCCAUUGGAGAAGAGGUCUCCAUGUUGCAUCCAUACAGAAUGGAGAGCUAUCUCAUCCCACCUCAUCCAGAAGAGAUGUAUGACCCAGAGAUCUACAGACCUCAAAUCACGGAAUAUUAUACUCCAUAUGUCCUUGAUACUGAUAUCCAGGCAGAUCAGUGGGACUACCACCCUCACCCUCACGUGCACCCAGCAGAAUUUGAAAACCUCCAAGAAGCAAACUUCACAGAACUGCAGAGCGUGCAGGCUCUCCACCCGCCCGGCCUCAUACGUCACGACGCCAUAAGAUACGACGCAGAAAGCCUGCUUGAUCCAAAUCUUGGGGCACAUGCACAUGUGUUACAGCAACCGGUGGCAUUCUUCCCUCGGGCUUUGUAUCCGCCGCACGUGUCCCAGCGCAGCUCUGACGACGAAGACCACGGAGGACGCAGUCCCCCACUGGAAGUGUCUGACGAAGAGUGUCUGAGGGAUCGAGUUCCUUAUGUCAUACCAGGAGAGCUGGGAAAUAAAAAGAAGAUCCGUUUGUACCAGUUCCUGCUGGACCUUUUAAGGAAUGGCGAUAUGAAGGACAGUAUCUGGUGGGUGGACAGAGACAAAGGGACAUUCCAGUUUUCCUCCAAACACAAAGAGGCUCUGGCUCACCGCUGGGGAAUCCAGAAGGGCAACCGCAAGAAAAUGACCUACCAGAAGAUGGCUCGAGCUCUGCGCAACUACGGCAAAACUGGAGAGGUGAAAAAGAUCAAGAAGAAGCUCACGUACCAGUUCAGCGAUGAGGUCCUGGGGAGGGGUCACCUGGAGAGAAAAACGUACAUGUAGGAAGGAGGGAAACGUCCGGGUGGGGUCAGUAAAAGUAGUUUCUGGUCUUAGAUGCUUAAUCAACCUUGUUCUUCUGGUAAAAACUGUAGGAUUUUGUGAAUAGCACCAAUACUGCUGUACAGAGGAAUCAAUCCCUUGAAAAUACUGGGUAAUGCAGCAUGAAAGUGUGGAAUAGAAAGACAUAACAGAGACCACUUGCCUUAAGUAUCCGAUGUUCUGAUUCCCUCAGAUUCAUCCUGAAAUAUUCCAAGCCUGAACUCUGACCCCUGCCCACUACUUCCAGGUGGUGGCAGCAGGCUGCUUCAUAGAGCAGCAGUCUCCAUGUGGUGGCCAAAGUUGUAACUGCAAGUCAUGUGAUGCUAUGAUUCAGAGGGAAAGUUUUCCAUAGAGUCUUGUAAAGAAAUAUACAACGAACAGCAGUAAAAGAAUGAAAAGAAUUACUGAGCAGCAUUAACUUUAAACCAUUUUCUGAAUAUCACAAUUUAAAUCAUUAGCUCAGAUACAGUCAGUGAGUCUGUAAUAAUAAUAAUAAUAAUAAUAAUAAUAAUAAUAAUAACAAACUUUAUUUAUAUAGCACCUUUAAAAACAAAGUUUACGAAGUGCUUUGACCGCAAAUCCAAAAAGCAAAAAAUAAGAGAAUUAACAAUCAGCAGGAUAUGUGACAAGAAAGCCAGACAACAACGUUGAGGUAGUCGAAAACAAAGUACUGUGCAUGUAAGACGAUGUCACAUAAAGAAUAAAUAGAUAAACACAUGGUGAUAAAAAAAUUAUAAAAAGAUGACAUCCCAUUAAAGUAAGUCUAUAAAAACUUAUAAGAAGUGAUUGUCACUGAUUCUGUGGGCUUAAUAUAUUUAAUCAAAAUUAUAUCAGUGACAUAUUUUAAAACUCUGUAUAAUGCAAUACAAUUCAGAAACAACACAAACAUCCACCAAACUGACCAACACCUCUCUACACAAGUUUUUAAAUGAAGGCAGGAUUUACUUCAGAACUGUUUAUCAUUGCAUUAGACUGUAUUUGCAACUGGCAACUGAGUUUACAUUUCAAAUGCCACCGACUGCAGCUGUGAGAGUAAAGGCACAAACACAUGAGCGUCAUAGUUUUGCCCACAGGAAGCAUACAAAACUUUUUUUAGCAGACAGUACGUGCAGCAUGUGCUGGGUGAGCAAGUUUCAUUGAAAUGAAAAGGCCGCACUUUAAAAUACCGCUGUUUAAUAUAUCCAAGGUGCCAAAACCACCACUGGCCAACCUGAUCAUCUACAGUGACAGGCUCCAAACUCUGGCAAAUUAUCCAUCUUCUUUAUUUAGUUUAAUUAGAUUUUUUGAUGUAAAAAUAAAAGUUAGUUGAGAGUUUGGGACAUAUGUUUAUUGGCUUUACCAAGACUGAGAAAGUGUCACAGUUAAUAUGAAGCUGUGGCCAGCAGGGGGUUAUCUUAGCUUUCCAUUGAGAAACAGGAAGUAGUGGGAACCUGCUUCCAGGCAGGUAUUAAAAUCUUUCUUUCUAUGUUGUUUUACACAUCUGAAGCUCAGUGAUGAUCUCAUAUUAUCUAAUCGGGACAGAAACCUAAACACAACAGUUUGUGGAGUUACGUGAUGGCCUGUUUGUUGUCCAGUGACUUCCUGUAGUCUGAAUGUGAGGAUGUCAGAGACUAAGUUCAUAUUAAAUGUCUAUACAAUUAAUGAUAUGAUACAUUUAUAAACCUGUGGUAUCAAUCUUCUUAUCUAACUCUUUACAUUCAAGUGGAUCAUCUUUUAUAACCUACUACUCUUUAAUAACUAUAAUUAAUAGUGUACAGUCGGGGGAAGAGAGAGACAGGGGUGUUGCAUUUUAACUGCAAGUCACUGUUAUGUCCUGUAUGCAUUUUUAAAUGUAUAUACACACAUUUAUUGGUGCAUAAUAUAUUUAGGAAAUGUUUCUUUACACAUUUUCAACAUUAAAUUCAAUGCUUUAAUGAUGAGUAAGGUCCAGGAGGGCCCGGGCCUUCUGCCUUUGAUGUUCGUAUCACCUCAUGUCUUAGGUUCUCUUUUAAUUAUGAGUAAAACCACUGUUUGUACAUAUUUAAAUUUCCAUUUCAUAUUUAAAACAGGAGGGAGACACCAAUAAGUCAUUAAUGAGAUGGAAUGCUCACUGUGAUCAUAUUAUUGUAAUGCUUUGUGUUUUGCUUGUAGAAAAAAUGAAUUGUUCAUCUGUGUAUUUUAACCUUUUUAGUGUCAAGAUCUCACAACAGAGUUAAGGCACAAAAAGGAGAAGACGUAGAAGUAAAGAUCAUAUCGGGUUGUUUGGUGUGAGUUGCACCGAAGAGCUCUCUCACCUUUCAUUACGGCUUUAAAGAUAAGUGAACGAUGAGGAACUAUGAGGUUAAUACGGGCCAGGAUGGGUGAAGUGGCUUGUCACUCAGUUCUCACAUGUAUCGGCCUGUGUGGCCUGACACACUGCAGAUACCAGCUCUCUACACUCACACCUCUGCUGUUCUCAUAUUAAUCUUCUGUUCCAGCAUGACAUGCAGUUUUAAAUCUUUUUUUUCUUUGUGUUGCAUAUCGGACUUUUUCUUGAUCGUGUAGCUGUCGUUAUCACAGUUCACAUGAGUGACAGAUUCCUAUCAGUGGACCGAGAGCAUGUGUUCCAGUAGAUCUCUAAAGGCUUGAGAGUUUAAUUUGAUCGUGUCAUGAUAAUAAAAGUAUUUGAAUUGUUUAAAAGCAA